AUGAAGAAAUUCAUCAGCAAUUCCCUGUUUUCAUCGUCUUUGGCGAUGAAUGCCUGCAAAGCUUCUUCUCAUCGUAUGGCUACAUCUGCUGCUACAUCAUUUCUCUUCUCUCAUCCAUCAUCAUUAGUCUUGGGACAAACAACAACUUCGGGCACUGCAACAAAUUCAUCAUCAUCGUUUUUAAUUAAUUCGAUUUGUGAGGCUUCUCAACAUCAAGUCCGUUUUGCUUCAAAGAAGAGCGGUGGUUCUACACAAAAGACCAAGGACUCUCAUUCAAAGAGAUUGGGACUCAAAAGAGUGCAAGGACAACGAGUGAAAGCCGGAGAAGUUCUCGUCAGACAACUAGGUAAUAGAUAUUGGCCUGGAUAUAAUGUUGCACAAGGCAAGGACUAUACACUCCAUGCUCUUCGUGAUGGAUGGGUACAUUUUGCGUACGACGAAGUUUAUGAUAGAAAAUACAUUGUUGUUGCUCCUCGUUUGGCUGAUAUUGAAAAACAAUCCCAACUCCAAUUCCAUUUUGAAGGAGAGGCACCAUUUGUAAAGGAUCCAAUUGUUCGUCGUAAAUUCGGAAGAAAUAUUGCCAAUGUUGAAAUGACUAGAGAGGAGAGAGAAAGGAGGAGAGAAUUGCAAGCCAUCAAUAAGGAUAUUUUACCUACCAAGCGUAUUCCAAAUACUCAGGUUCACAAAAUUCCAAAGAUUAUCAAUUAUCAAGUCAAAUAUGUUGAGGAUACAGCAAACUUUAAAUGUAAGAGCAGCCUCAGGACACAUCGUGCCAUGCCAAUCAGUGAACCAUCAAGAGACAAUUGUUACUAA
Molecule: messenger RNA, 813 nt
Organism: Naegleria lovaniensis
Lineage: Eukaryota; Heterolobosea; Eutetramitea; Acrasida; Naegleriidae
Exons: 1
Coding region: 1-813 (270 amino acids)
Biological process (GO): translation
Cellular component (GO): ribosome
Molecular function (GO): structural constituent of ribosome
Source: RefSeq, a predicted model, not a curated record